CCGUUGUUGGCGCUAGUGUCGCCUGAUUGUCCUGCCAGUGUCCUGGCUGAAUCCUUCCGUGCUACUGUCCUUCCUAGUGUCCUGCACUCGUCAAUCAUCUAUAACUGCUUCACAUCGUACCGCGAUGAGGGCAGCCGCCCUGUUGCUGCUACCCCUGGUGCUGUGCUUCCACAGAGGACAUGUCGAGAACCACCCGAGGUCACCGAUCCUCCGCCUAGUGACGUCACCGGGCUCCUCGGCCCGCUUGGGGGAGAGGACUUUACCCUUACGUGCUGCCGUAGAGCAUGUUCCUACAGAGAACGAGAGAUCGCAAGAACAUGUUCCUCUCAGAGACGCAGUUGAGAGGAGGCUUUCACCUUACGCAAAGCUCUCUACAGCCUGGUGGCGGCCGAGAGAUGUCAAAGACCAACCAGUUCGCAGCCUGGUAUGUUUCAUUGAGUCGUGGGCCGCCUACCGUCGCUCACCGGCCACUUUCACAGCUGACAACAUCGACCCUCACGCCUGCACACACCUCGUGUACGCCUUCGCAGGUGUCAAUCAUCAUCGGAACGCUUUGGUGCCUAAGGACUAUGAGUAUGACGUUGUCAAAGGAGGCUACCGAUCAGUCGUGGGACUCAAGCGACAAAAUCCGAACCUCUCCGUACUACUGUCUGUGUCGGGGAGACUGUCCAAGAUAGCCGCAGAUCCUGCGUAUCGUCGCAUGUUCAUUCUCUCAGUUCUGCGUACCCUGGACGAGUACAACUUUGAUGGCCUCGACAUUCACUGGGAAUAUCCAGGUGCCUCAGAUUUGGGUGGAACUCCGGAAGACAAAGAUAACUUUUCUCUCCUCGUGGAAGAGUUGUCGAGUGUUCUUCAUGCUCGAAGUAAACUCCUCACAGCUUCCGUAUCUCCUUCCAGGUUCCGCAUGGAAGACGGUUACGACGUGUCUCGUCUAAGUUCUCAGCUGGACAUGGUUCUACUGAAGGGGUUCGACUUUAACUUGGAGCGCAAAGACGGAGCACGCCACCACGCUCCGCUCGCUCCGUCAGGCAGCGACGCCCUCUCUCAGUACUACAAUGUUGACUACGCUGUCCGUUAUUGGCUGAAGCGCGGGGCCCGCCGAGAACAGCUGGUGCUUGGUAUACCUCUACAUGCUCGUACCUUCACCCUGGAGGAGCCUGAGAACUGGCAUGUGGGGGCCCCUGUCACGGCGGAGGGCUGCGAGGCUCCGUACACACAGCAGCCGGGGCUCAUGGCUUACUAUGAGGUGUGCGAGAUGCAGAGAUCCAAGGAAUGGAAGAGGUACAGAGACAAGCAAGGAGCUCCAUUCAUGGUCAAGGAGGACCAGUGGGUCGGUUACGAGGACUCCUCCAGUAUUGCUAAGAAGAUGGAGUAUGUCCAAGAGAUGGGGCUGGGUGGUGUGAUGGUUUGGUCGUUAGAUCUUGACGACUUCCGAGGUGUCUGUGGUCCUCCGUACCCACUGUUGCGAGCUGUUAAAAAUACUCUGUCAACCGUCAAGCUAGGAGUGGGGCCAUCAGUGUCGACAGUCGCUGUUGAGUGUGAUGGCGAAGGCUACACCGGCGCUCCUGGUGACUGCUCCGUCUACUACAAGUGUAACCACCACGCCAAGCACCUCUACAUCUGUCCGCCAGACAUGUACUACGACUCGGACCUGGGACUGUGCAACUGGCCGUCGCUGGUCAAGUGUUCUGAUGAAGACACCUCAAGAAACGAUGAUCAGGAAGAUGAUGUGGAAAGUGUUUCAUCUUUCAAGAAAGAGGAAGAAGGAGCGAAGGUUGUCUGCUACUUCACCAACUGGGCUUGGUACAGGAAGGGAGAUGGGAAGUUUUACCCGGAACACGUAGAUCCAAGCCUCUGCACACACAUCAUCUAUGCGUUCGCAUCACUCGACCCCAACGAACUCACUAUCAAGGCCUUCGACCCGAUGACUGACGUUGACAACAAGUUCUACACGCGACUGACGGCUCUCUCCUCUCCCUCCACCAAAGUGCUGCUUGCACUCGGAGGCUGGACUGACUCUACGGGAGACAAGUACUCUCGGGUAGUCAGCAACGGCAGUGCUCGGCGCGCUCUAGUGUCCAGCGUCGUAGCCUUCCUGCGUCGUAACAGCUUCCAGGGUCUUCACCUUGACUGGAACUAUCCCGUCUGUUGGCACUCGGACUGCAAAAAGGGGCCGGAGAGCGACAAAGCAAACUUUGUCAAACUUGUACAGGAACUUAGAGAAGCCUUUGACAAGGAGAGUCCCCCUCUGACAUUGGCUGUGGCAAUCUCCGGCUACAAGGAGAUCAUAGACCGAGCGUACGACUUCAAGGCACUCAGUGAGGCGGUGGACUUCAUGAGUGUGAUGAGCUUCGACUACCACGGCGCGUGGGAAGGCGAGACAGGCCAUGUCAGCCCUCUUUACGGCCAACAAGGCGAAAAGUACCCUCAUUACAACACGGAUUCGGCGCUGAAGAACAUGGUUGAGCGUGGUGCGGACAAGUCCAAGCUGGUGGUGGGAGUGCCUCUGUACGGACAGUCAUUCACCUUGGACGACCCCAAGGACAACGGAGAGGGAGCCAAGACUAUCUGGCCGGGGGACGCAGGGGAGUUUACACAACAACCCGGCAUGUUGGCGUACUACGAGAUAUGCAACAGAGUGAACAAACGUAAUUGGAAGGAACACACAGGAAUCGCAGGUCCUUAUGCAACAUUUGGUGACCAAUGGGUCAGUUACGACAAUCCCACAUCGCUUAAGAAAAAGGUAGACUAUGUCAAGUCUGGUGGAUACGGAGGCGUGAUGGCUUGGACGUUGGACUUGGACGACUUCAACAACCAGUGCUGCGGAGGGACGUUCCCGCUGCUACGAGCCGUCAACCUGGCCCUGGGCCGCAAGGUGGAGUCGCCUAGUGGAGGUUGUGGUCGACCGCAGCCUUCAACCCCUCCCACUGUGGAUCUGACUGUCACCCCAGACACGGGAGUUGCUGGACUACCAAGCACAACUGAACAUGUUCAUGAACAUCAUCCGACAAGACCUACAACAGAACACGUUCACGAACACCCAACCACAGAGCACGUUCAUGAACACCCCACAACCGCUUCUACCACAACAACCGUGGCUUCUACAACCACAACCGUGGCUUCCAGCACCACAGAAGAAGAAGAAGAAACGGUCGACGAAUUGACAGAAGAGCCAGAAACUGAAUCUUCAACAUCUUCUUCGACAACUUCACCGUGGUGGGUCCCUACCUCAACUUCCACAAAACCUACACCGCCGUGGUGGCCCCCUCCCACUAAACCCACCACUAAACCUACCACAAGACCCACCACUAAACCUACCACAAGACCUACCACUAGACCUACCACAAGACCUACCACAACUCGUAGACCUCCCACCACAACUGUGUCGACCACACCUGCCCAGUGGUGGACAGACAGACCAACCACAGAGGAAGAGAUCGAUGAAGAAACCAUUGAUGAAGUUGUUCCACCAGAAGAAACCAUUGAGGAAAAUCCGGAACCCCCAGGCACACAACCAAUAGUACAGCCACCUCAGACACUCCCCGCCACCUGUACGACCGGAGACUAUCUCGCCUCUACGGAGAACUGUAACGCCUACUACCGUUGCAUUCUGGGAGAAUACAGACUACAACACUGUGCCGGCUCUCUGCACUGGAACAAUAAACUGCAGAUAUGCGACUGGCCCGAUCAGGCUAUGUGUACAUCAGGCUCACAGAAUGCUCCGUCCAAACCGACCUCACCCACUAGCACAGAGCGACCAGAGGAGUGGUGGACCCAUCCGUCAACCACCCGGCCACCCAACUGGUGGACCCAUCACCCGCCCACUGUGGAGUCAACCACCUCCUCCCAGACCCAGGGUCCGACCGACUGUAUCAACGGACAGUUGUAUGAGAAGCCAGGGAGCUGUGAUAAGUUUUACAUCUGCGUCAAUGGUCAACUCAUCCAGCGCAGGUGUGCGCCGGGUCUGCUGUACAACUCCGUACUAGGAAUGUGUGACUGGGCAGCGACUGUGGACUGCCUCGACACUGGCAACAAGGACAAGUACAGACAAGACUUGGUGGAGAAGAAGGAGCCGUGUACCAAAGGUCAGUUCAGACCUCAUCCGACCAGCUGCAGCAAGUACCUUCAAUGUCACUGGGACACCUACGAGACAAUGACCUGCUCUCCGGGGCUCCACUGGAACCAGAAAACAAAGAUAUGUGACUGGCCGCGUAACGCAGGAUGCCAACACAAGACUGACAUCGAUGAGGAGACGACCCCGGCACCUUCCACGACUGAGUGGACGUGGACUCCGGGACAAGAGGGGCAAUGGAUGCCUCCUACCAAACCUCCCCCCACCACCACCACCGAGGGAGAACCUUACGAGCACCCGCUGUCUGGCUACUACAAGGUGGUGUGUUACUUCACCAACUGGGCAUGGUACCGCCAGGGUGCUGGCAAGUACCUGCCUGAGGACAUUGACCCCGACCUUUGCACUCACAUCACGUACGGCUUUGCCGUGCUGGACUACGAGAACCUCAUUGUCAAGGCUCAUGACUCUUGGGCCGACUUUGACAACCACUUUUACGAGCGAGUGGUGGCAUUCAAGAAGAAGGGCAUCAAAGUGUCUCUCGCUCUCGGAGGAUGGAACGAUUCUCAGGGAGACAAAUACUCUCGUCUGGUCAAUAACCCUGCAGCCAGGAAACGCUUCAUUGAACAUGUCAUUCCCUUGCUGCAGAAGUACGGCUUUGACGGUCUCGACUUGGACUGGGAAUAUCCCAAGUGUUGGCAGGUGAACUGUAACCAGGGACCAGACUCUGACAAGGAGAACUUCAGCCGCUGGGUGAGAGAGCUGAAGAAUGCCUUCAGACCUCACGGAUUGCUUCUGUCAGCCGCAGUCAGUCCUAGCAAGACCGUCAUAGACGCUGGUUACGACGUGAAGACCAUGGGAGAGUGUUUGGACUGGAUUGCCGUGAUGACUUACGACUACCAUGGACAGUGGGACAAGAAGACUGGACAUCUAGCGCCCAUGUACGAACAUCCAGAUGACGACUUCUACUACUUCAACUCUAACUACACCAUCAACUACUGGAUCGAUGAGGGAGUUCACCCACGCAAGUUGGUGAUGGGGAUGCCACUCUACGGACAGUCGUUCACAUUGUCGGACCCGAGCAAGAACGGUCUCAAUGCACCAGCGUCAGGCCCCGGCACUGCUGGGGAGUACACUCGCGCCGGCGGCUUCUUGGCUUCUUACGAGAUUUGUGACCGAGUGCAGAACCAAGGCUGGACCGUCGUGCAGGACGAGGAAGGGAGAAUGGGACCUUACGCCUACAAAGAGAACCAAUGGGUCAGCUACGAUGACAAGGCUAUGAUCAAGUACAAGUCCGAAUACAUCAGGGAGAUGAACCUCGGUGGAGGAAUGAUCUGGGCCCUCGACCUCGACGACUUCAAAAACACUUGUGGAGGAGGAAAAUACCCUCUGCUGAAGACAAUUGCUGAUACCCUUGCCAGUCCUCCAGACGGUGUAAAUUGGCAGAAGCCUACGCCGAAACCAAAGCCCACCAAAGCCCCAAAACCCAAGCCUAAGCCUAAGCCCAGUAAGCCUCCAAAGGGCUCUACUCCUCCAAUACCCUCCAAGCCAGCCCAUAUACCCACCAGGCCUCCACCAACCACCCCCACCCCUACCACGACCGAGGCGGUAGACGAGAAUGCGGAGAUCAUAGAGGCGGGAGAACUACCACCUGUCGAGGAAGUGACCACGACCACUAAGAGGCCUAAACCUUCCAAGAAGCCUAAACCCAAGCCUAAGCCCAAACCAAAGCCCAAGCCGACGGAAAAACCACCGUUGAUGCUGGACAACACGUUCAAAGUCGUCUGCUACUUCACCAACUGGGCUUGGUACAGACAGGGACCUGGAAAGUACUUGCCUAGUGAUAUUGACGCAGACCUCUGUACACAUGUGGUCUACGGCUUUGCUGUGUUGGAUACGGACCAGCUGAUAAUCAAACCCCACGACACUUGGGCCGACUUUGACAACAAGUUUUACGAGAAAGUGACCGCUUUGAAGAAGAAGGGAGUGAAAGUGUCGAUCGCUAUUGGUGGAUGGAACGACUCAGCAGGAGGAAAAUACAGCAAACUUGUCAACUCUCCUGAGAGUCGUCGCCGCUUCAUCGAACACGUGCUCAAGUUUAUCCAGGAGCACAACUUUGACGGACUCGACCUUGACUGGGAAUACCCCAAGUGUUGGCAGGUCAACUGCAAUAUGGGCCCAGAAUCUGACAAGGAGGCGUUUGCUGCUUGGGUGACAGAGUUGAAGGAGGCGUUUGAGCCUCACGGACUGUUGUUGUCUGCGGCCGUCUCUCCUGCUAAAGCUGUCAUUGACGCUGGUUAUGAUGUUCCUGUGAUGUCUGAGAAGCUGGACUGGAUCGCCGUGAUGGCUUACGACUACCACGGACAGUGGGACAAACGGACAGGACAUGUGGCUCCGAUGUACCCUCAUCCUGACGAUGAUGACGUCACCUUCAACACUAACUUCACUAUUCACUACUGGACAUCGCAGGGAGCCGACAGAAGCAAGCUGGUGCUGGGGAUGCCGAUGUACGGACAAAGUUUCAGUCUUGCGGACAAGAAUGACAACGGCCUCAACGCACCGACCUACGGUGGUGGCGAGGCGGGAGAGGAGACCAGAGCUCGCGGAUUCCUGGCCUACUACGAGAUUUGUGAGCGGAUCCUGAAGAGGUCGUGGGAGGUUGUGAAGGACCCUGACGGAGCCAUUGGACCUUACGCUCGGCUGGGUGACCAAUGGGUGUCCUUCGAUGACCAAGCUAUGAUCCGUCACAAGUCAGAGUAUGUGCUACACAACAACCUGGGCGGAGCUAUGAUCUGGGCGCUGGACCUCGACGAUUUCAGGAACACAUGUGGCUGUGAGAAGUAUCCUCUGCUGAAAACCAUCAACAGAGUUCUGAGGAAAUACCCUGGUCCCGGCCCCGACUGUAGCUUAGACUCUCCAGGUCCAGAGAUGAGAGAUAGAGGCUGCAUAGCAGCAGAACCGCACACCUCUGACUGCACCAGAUACUACGCUUGUAUUGAGGGAAGACCUGUGGAACGAGUCUGUCCCUCGAGGCUUCACUUCAAUGCGGAAGAGCAGGCCUGUGAUGUGCCUCAGAGAGCUAACUGUGCGUUUGACCAACCGACUCCACCAAUGCCUUCUGAGAUUGACAGACCAAUAGAUGUUGACACCAUUCCUUCUGAGGCCGCAAGCAAAGUGGUGUGCUACUUCACCAACUGGGCGUGGCACAGACAAGGUCUGGGCAAGUACUUCCCUACCAACAUUGACACAGACCUCUGCACUCACAUUGUGUACGCCUUUGCUACUCUGGACGAGAAGUCACUCACCGUGCAGCCUCACGACCAGUGGACCGACGUUGACAACGACUUCUACCGCCAGGUGACACAGUUGAAGAAGCAGGGGGUGAAGGUGCUGCUGGGGGUGGGGGGUUGGAACGACUCCAAAGGAGACAAGUACAGCCGACUAGUCAACGAUCCUGGCGCCAGAGCUCGCUUUGUGAAGCAUCUGUCACAGUUUCUGCAAAAACAUGACUUUGACGGUGUGGACCUGGAUUGGGAAUACCCUACUUGCUGGCAGGUGAACUGCAACGCUGGGCCACCGUCAGACAAGGAAGGUUUCGCAGCACUUGUCAAAGAGCUGAGUAGAGAACUGAAGCCACGAGGUCUGCUCAUAUCAGCAGCUGUCUCUCCUAGCAAGGUGGUGGUGGACAGAGCCUAUGAUGUACCUACCUUGGCCGAGCACCUAGACUGGGUAGGACUAAUGGCGUAUGACUACCACGGCUACUGGGACAACCGCACAGGCCACGUUGCUCCUCUGUACUACCACGACGGAGACGUCUUCCCCACCUUUAACACUAACUUCUCCGUGCAUUACUGGCUGGACGCAGGGACUCCCAAAGAGAAGCUGGUGCUGGGAAUGCCUCUGUAUGGUCAAACAUUCACCUUGGCAGACUCUGCAGAUACGGGGCUCGGGGCCCCCACCCAGGGCCCAGGCAUGGCGGGGCCUUACACUGGCAAUGCUGGGGCCCUCGCCUUCUAUGAGAUAUGCGAGAGAGUGCGUGAGGAUGGUUGGGUAGUGGAGCGACCAGCAAAGGAGUCUAUAGGAGCCGUGGCUCACUACGAGGAUCAGUGGAUCGGCUACGACGAUGUCUCGGACAUCAGCAGAAAGGCCAAGUAUGUAAAGGACCUCGGCCUGGGGGGUGCGAUGGUUUGGGCGCUGGACUUGGACGACUUUAACAACAACUGCGGCUGUGGACGGAAUCCUCUGUUGACGGCUCUCAACCUCGGUCUGCGCUCCUCCAGCGUGCCACAGCUGACUGGCAGAACCUCCGAGGACUGUACUGCUGCCGACCCAGCCCACCGUAAAUUAUAAUGAAGGGAUGUAACGUGAAACAAAGCUGGUUGUUGUCGAGACAACAUUAAGAACUUAAAGGUAUAAAAUUGGCAAACAGAUUAAAUUGGUUUUGGUUUGAAACUGGUAAGCUCGGACACAAAGGAAAAAUCUGUUAAUGAGGAGAAGUAACUGGGAUUAAGUUAAAGGAAUUAGAAAAAUGAUUAAUUUGUGAGUAAUGGUAGUAAAAACUAGAAAUGUCAUUUGUAAAAGGAUUCAAAGGUUGGUAUUACUUCCUUGACAAAAAAGUUAGCCUAUGUGAUAGAAUUUGACAAACAGAGAAAAUAAAGGCUUAAAGCUGAUAGAACCAGGAAGACUGGGUCAUCCUUUGGCUUUGACAUAAGUGGCCAUCUUGACAAAAUUUUAGAUAUUAAGUAAAGAUUUGCUCAUAAAUUGUGUUGAUUAAGUUAUUUUACAUUUUAACUAUGUGCCAUUUUUAGGUUAGACCAAUGUAUUUAUACAGUGUAUAGUAUCGAUUAA
Messenger RNA from Macrosteles quadrilineatus (aster leafhopper), 8917 nucleotides. RefSeq names its product probable chitinase 10. Gene Ontology annotation, biological process: chitin catabolic process; carbohydrate metabolic process. Gene Ontology annotation, molecular function: chitinase activity; chitin binding. Gene Ontology annotation, cellular component: extracellular region. The transcript is spliced from 50 exons. Bases 125 to 8419 code for a protein of 2764 amino acids. Lineage: Eukaryota; Metazoa; Arthropoda; Insecta; Hemiptera; Cicadellidae. The record is from RefSeq and is a predicted model, not a curated record.